CCAUAAUCAAACUCGAUUUUACACAAUCCUACCAUUCACCCUAACAAAAAUCUAUAAAUAUCAUUCCAAAAUCAUCAAAUCUACUUAAAAACCCAACAAAUCUAACCCUAAGAGAGUGGGAUAGAGUUCAUACAUGAUGCAGUGACUGAAAUUGAGAAGGAUUAGGGUGGAUUCGCCAGAAAUCGUGGAGAGACACUACAAGAAAACACGGACAAUACUGACGGAAAAACCGACCGAAAAAAAUCUGUCAGGAUUUUCCAACGGAAUUCCGACGAAAACUUGUCGGAAAUAUAUUUCGGUAAAUUCGUCGGAACUGCGUCGGAAAAUCCUGACAGAAUACAUUCGUCGGUAUUUCGUCAUACGAUCCCGACAGAAAACCGACAAAAAACUGACAAAUAUAUGACCGUUGCAAAAAAUUGACACAUACCGACGAAAUACCGACGGCAUACCGACCAUGAAAGAAUUCGGUCAUAAUUCCGUCGGUUUUUCCGACGGAAUACCGACGGAUUGAACAGCCGUUAUACUUCCCGACUGAAAACCGACGAAUUUGCAGCCGUUGCACUUCCCGACGAAAUACCGACGGAUUAUGUAGCCGUUAGUAUCCGUUUAAAUUACCGACGGAACGCCGACGGGUUUAGGACGUUAAUUUAGCCGUUAUGAUUCCCGACGGAAUACCGACGAAUAUUUUCCGUCGGAAAGAUUUCCAAUUCAUUAUAAAUACGACCUCUCCUUCAUUCAUUGAAAUCACAACAAAACAAUAUAAAUUAUGGGUACUCCUUAUAAUUUCCGUUCUUGGUUAGAUCAACCUCAUAUGGAUCCAAAUACAAAUUUACUUACGGAGGAAUACGCACGUGGUAUUCAAGAAUUCAUGGGGGUGGUUCAAAGUCAACCGGAAGCAAGAACAAGUAAGUAUUUAUUAUGUCCAUGUUCUACUUGUAAGAAUAAUAUCCGUGUCAAAAAAAUGGAAGUAUGGAGUCAUUUAUAUUUGAAAGGAUUUACACGUGGUUAUAAGAUUUGGUAUCUUCAUGGAGAAAGAUUUGAGUAUGGUAGUAGUAGCGAACCUCAAACUGCCGAUAGGUUAGAUGAACCUACCACGGAUGUAGAUUUUGGGAUAGGGACUGUUCAGAUGGUAUAUGAUGCAUAUGGAGAAAAUUUACCGUCGGGUGAAGAGGAAGGAGAUAGACAAGAACAACCCAAUGUAGAAAAUUUCCCAUGUGAAGAGGAAGGCGAACGAGAACAACCCAAUCUAGAAGCCAGAAGAUUUUUUGAAAUGUUAGAUGCAGCUAAGCAGCCAUUGUAUCAAGGAUGUAAAGAUGGGCAUUCACCUUUAUCAUCCGCAAGUCGAUUGAUGGCGCUAAAGACUGACUAUAAUUUGGCUGAAGAAUGUGUGGAUGCGAUUGCAGAUUUUGUUAAAGAUGUUCUUCCUGAAGAUAAUCUUGCACCUGGCUCAUAUUAUGAGGUACAAAAAUUGGUCGCUGGUCUUGGCUUACCAUAUCAGGUGAUAGAUGUAUGCAUCGAUAACUGCAUGAUUUACUGGAGAGCAGAUGAGAACAGGGAGAGAUGUAAAUUCUGUCGGAAACCUCGUUAUCAGGAUACGACUGGAAGAGUUCCGGUGCCAUACAAACGAAUGUGGUAUUUGCCGUUGACUGAAAGAUUAAAGAGGUUAUAUCAGUCUGAACGAACAGCAGAACCAAUGAGAUGGCAUGCUGAGCACUUAACAAAUGGUGAGAUAACACAUCCUUCCGAUGCAGAGGCGUGGAAGCAUUUUCAAUCAACAUAUCCAGAAUUUGCAUCUGAGGUAAGAAAUGUGUAUCUUGCAUUAUGCACAGAUGGUUUCAGUCCAUUUGGAAAGCAUGGAAGACAAUAUUCAUUGUGGCCGGUAAUCUUGACACCUUACAACUUACCACCACAUUUGUGUAUGCGACGGGAGUUUUUGUUCCUCUCAAUUCUCGUUCCCGGGCCAGAUCAUCCUAAGAGAUCACUGGAUGUGUUUCUUCAGCCAUUGAUAUAUGAGCUGCAAUUAUUAUGGGAGCACGGUGUUCAUACAUACGAUGUUUCGCGGAAAGAGAAUUUUCAGAUGCGAGCAGUACUUAUGUGGACAAUAAGUGAUUUUCCAGCAUAUGGUAUGUUAUCUGGAUGGACCACGCAUGGGAGGCUAUCAUGUCCUUAUUGCCAAGACAACACAGAUGCUUUCCAACUAAAAAAUGGUCGGAAAUCGUGUUGGUUUGACUGUCACAGGAGAUUUCUACCACACGAUCAUCCAUAUCGUAAGAGUAAGACAUUGUUUACAAAGAACAAGAGGGUGUUUGACAGUCCACCUGAAGAAGUAAGUGGCAAAAAGUUGAAGGAACAAUUAAGAGAUUUUGGUGCAGAUAGAACGGCAGACGUGGGUGGAAACGGACAUGAACCGAUUUAUGGUGUAGGGGAAAAUCAUAAUUGGCAUAAGAAGAGUAUCUUCUGGGAUUUGCCCUAUUGGGAGACUCAUUUGUUGCGGCACUGUUUAGAUGUCAUGCAUAUUGAGAAGAACUUUUUCGACAAUUUGAUGAACACCAUCCUUGAUGUCCAAGGCAAGACGAAGGAUAACUUGAAGUCAAGACUGGAUUUGGUUGAUAUUUGUGCUCGUCCCGAACUUCAUGUUGAUGAGCACGGUAAAGGUCCUAUUCCCAUAUAUCGACUGGAUGCAACUGCAAAAGAAGAGUUUUUUGAUUGGAUAACACACAGUGUUAAAUUUCCAGACGGUUAUGCAUCAAGUUUGCGUAAUUGUGUUGACAAAAGUGAAGGGAAGUUUACUGGCUUGAAGAGCCAUGAUUGUCAUGUAAUGAUGCAGCGCCUCCUUCCUUUUGCGUUUUCCGCACUAUUGCCACGAAAUGUCCACGAAGCAAUCGCAGGGAUAAGUGCUUUCUUCCGUGAUUUAUGCUCGAGAUCACUCACAUCAGAUGGUAUCCGCAAUUUGGAAGUUAAAAUACCGGUGAUCCUAUGCAACCUCGAGAAGAUAUUUCCUCCAUCAUUUUUUGAUGUUAUGGAGCAUCUUGCUAUUCAUCUUGCGAGAGAAGCGGCACUCGGUGGUCCCGUGCAGUACAGGUGGAUGUAUUUGUACGAACGGUUUAUGUUUCAUCUGAAGAAGAAGGUCAAGAAUUUAAGCAAGGUGGAGGGAUCAAUAGUGGCUCAGUGCAUCAAUGAGGAAACCUCAAACUUUGCUGAAUACUACUUUCCAUCAGAAGUUCGAACAAAAAGUCGAAGACCUGCACGGCAUGAUGAUAGAGGUGAAAGGGCAACUUAUUAUGUUUAUGUGCCAAACAUGUUUACACAAAUUGGACGACAUAGUGGAAAGUCAACGGACCGGAUACUUACCGUAGCUGAGCAUGCUCAUUUGCACACAUAUUUGCUUACAAACUGCGAAGACAUUCUUGAAUAUGAGAGUAUUUACUUGGCAGAGAUGCGCUUAAAGUACCCGGAUGCGACAGAAGAACAACUCGAACAACUCAAGCAAAACAACUUUGCAACAUGGCUUUCUGAUUAUGUAAGCCAUUGUUUAGCUAUUGGGCACCCACCUAAAGAUUGGUUACGUGAGAUAGUUUGUGGUCCAAAGUUUGUUGCAAAGUCAUAUCCGAGAUAUUGCACACGAGGAUAUGCAUUCAGAGUUCUUAAGGAAAAUACUGUAAGGAGAACAAUUGAUUGUGGGGUUUCUUCGUCAUCCGGAGACGAUGUCUACUACGGUAACGUACGCGAGAUUUUGGAAAUUCAGUACCCGGGAAUGAUUGGCAUGAGAUGUAUUGUCUUCAACUGUGAGUGGUACGACAACGUUGUUGGUCGCGGAGUAAGCACUGACGCAUUCGGUGUUACAUCUGUACAUUCGCGACGACGACUGGAUUUUUACGAUCCAUUCAUUCUUGCUUCACAAGCUGACCAGGUUUGCUAUAUUCGUUAUCCGCGGAUUAGGCAAAGGAACGAUCCUUGGAUCGUUGUCAUGUCAAUAAAUCCCAGAAGCCGAGUACAAGGAGUAUUUGAUCCACUACAACAACAAUUAACCGAAGAGGACGGCGAGAUUGGAGAGUUUGACGAAGACAAUUCAGAUUCAUCAUGUUCAUCAUCAGAUAAUUCCUCAGAUGGAGAGUAGAUACUCUUUUAUGAAUGUAUAUGCAAAUUACUUUUAAACAUUGUAGAUUUCUUCUAAAAACAAAUUAUGGGUUUGAAACGUUGUAUACUUUUAAAUUACAAAAAAUAAAUUAGAUUUGUUGAUUCUAAAAUCGAACGGUUUUGAUUGAUUGAUUAUAUACGGUUUUGAUUGAAUGGUUAUAUAUAUGUCAUGUUCAAAGUUAAAAAAAAAUCAAACUGAAACUCUAAAUUGAUAAUGUCCGUCGGUUUUCCGUCGGAAUUUACCGACGCAUUUCCGACGAAACCCUAGAAUUUGAGGGUUUCGUCGGAAAUGCAUCGGUAAAUACCGACGGAAUACCGAUGAACCCCUCAAAUUCUAGGGGUUCGUCGGUAUUCCGUCGGUAUUUACCGACGCAUUUCCGACGAACCCCUCAAAUCCUAGGGGUUCGUCGGAAAUGCGUCGGUAUAUACCGACAGAAUACCGACGGACAUUAUCAACUUAGAGAGUUUCGGUUUUUUACAAAUAUGAUUUUUUUUGCACUUGUAUUAAAUAUCAUAUAUAACAUCAGACAACAAAUCUACCCAUUGUAUUCUCACAGUUUUAAAACUUUGAACAUGACAUAUAUAUAUAAUCAUUCAAUCAAAACCAUAUAUAAUAAAUGAAUCAAAACCGUUCGAACAACAUCAUACACUUUUAAGUUGGCUUGUGCCAGUUCUCAGAAGUUGUAGCACUCAAACAAAUCUAGAACAUUUUUUUAGAAUGUUUUAUGAUUAUAUAACAUAAUAUAUUGGUUUUAGAAAGUUUUAUAACAAAUAUAAAUAAUUUCGACACCCUGUGUAAACUCUAAAACUUAAUCCGUCGGUAUCUCGUCGGAAUAUUCCGACAAAUUACCGACGGAAUUAACUAUACCGACGAAGAACAGACGGAUAAGGUCGUCGAUAUUUAAAAAAUUACACGGGUCAAGCUGUACCGCGCAAAAUUUUGGUAAACCGCCAAUAUUAAAAAACCGACGGAUUUCCGACGGGUAGAUAAAAUACCGACGGAAAAAACCCGUCGGUUAUCCGUCGGUUCAUUAAAUGAAUACAUAAGAGAAAAUCUCUUCUUUUUCCUCAUUUCUUCCCCGUUUUCUCUCUCUCUCCGCCCAGCCCCUCCUCCUCCCUCGCGAUUUCCGGCGAUUCCCUCCUCCUCCCUCGCGAUUUCCGACGUAAUCCCCCAAAUUCGACCUCCUCUUUCACCCAGUCAUGUAAGAUUUUCAAUUCUUUUAUCUUUCUCAUGGGAUUUCAAUGGUUACAAUGUUAGUUUUAGGGUUUAUGUGAUUUUGAGAUUGAUUAGGGAUUUGGAAGUUAGUUUAGGGCCGGGAUUGAAGUUUUUAUUUACGAUUUGUGUGAUUGGAGUUAUAGAUUUUGGAUUUCUUUAAUUUGAAUAAAGUUUUUUAAAAUUUUUUUUUUAAUUAUAUAAAAAUCGUUUUUAAUUAUAAAACGUUUCAUAUUUUUAUAUUUUUUUCAUUAUAUAAUUUCGUUAAAUUAAUUUAAAAACACUUUUUAAUUAUUAUAAAAAAAUUUAAUUAUAAAAAGUUUCUUUUUUUUUGAAACACAAUUAUAAUACGUUUCUAAAUAAUAAAAAAAGCUUACUAAUGUUUUUAAAUAAUAAAAAAGCUUACUACGUUUAUAAUAAAACGUUUUUUUUUUUUUGAAACACAAUUAUAAUACGUUUCUAAAUAAUAAAAAAGCUUACUAAUGUUUUUUUUUCGUAGGGAUGAACCACCUCCUCUUAUAGUUAGACGUCGUUUUCGCCGGGGUACUUCUUCAGUCACUCAGAGUACGUCACCCGCUAGUAGCCCAGUUGCAGCUACCACUCCUCCAGCAGCCCCCACCCCUCCAGCAGCCCGCACCCCCCCUUCUGUAGCUUCCGGCCCUUCUCAAAGUUCAAGAGGAGGAGGAUUGCCUACUACGAUGACUGUUGCGGAGUUAGUUAGGCAACCUGGCCGAGAAUCGCUUCAGCGCCUUGAUCCAAAUUAUCUUAUUGUCCCAAACACCACUUGGUAAGUAUUUGUUUUAAAAGGUUCUUUCAUUUUAUAUUCAUCUUUUACAUUUAAUUGUGUUUGGUUUUAUUUCGUAGGUUUGAUUUGUCUGGCAAUGGUAUCACCAACAGCCUUCUUAGGAUGGAGUACACGAUGCUAAAGCGUGGUUAUCCAACUUUCUAUGACAUGCCUGCAGAAGAUCAAGAACUUUGGUUUCGGCAAUUUGCGGUAUAUGUUCUCAAUUUUUAAUAUUAUAAAUUUUUUUCCACCAAUUGUAACUUUCUAAAAAAAAAUUUAUAUUUAUUUUGCAGCAAGAGUUCACUUGGGAAUCAGGGAUUACCGAACAAGUGAAAAUUGUUUUCCGCCGCAAAGCAGCUUCGCACUACACCAAGCGGAUCAAUGAGUGGAAGCAAAAAUUCGAUGUUGGUGAGGUCCCGAAGCACAUCAACCCAGACGUUUGGCGGGAUUUGUGUGGUCAUUGGACGAAAGAUGAGACAAAGUCUUUGUCGACAAUCAACUCGCAAAAUCGGUGUAGCAGCCGUGGCGGGAAAGGGAUGUUUGUCCACAACUUAGGGGCAACAAGUUUACAGACCCGAGCACUUCAGCUAGUAAGUUUCUAAUCUGAUUUUCUUAUUCAUUUUUAAAUAUGUGAUACUAAAUAUAUUGUUUUUAGAUGAAGGAAAACGGUGGAGUUCCCGUAGAUGAUUUUACCCUGAUGAAGAAUGCCUAUACCAACAAGAAGACUGGCGUGAUUCAGGAUGGACUUAUUCAGGACGUAAUCCAGGUCGUGGAAAAUCGAAAAGAGGAUCUCCUCGCGACUCAAGCUUCUAUGUGUGAAGAAGGCGAUUCUGCAUCUUCCAACUCCUUAACCGUAGAGCAACUCAACAACCUUGUUCUCGAGGUACAUUCUAAUUUCUUUUUGCUAUGUAUGUGUGAUAUGUGUGUGUGCGUGAGUAUGUGUGUGAUAUGUAUUUGUUAUUUCUCAUUCAGGCUGUUCCAAGGAAAAAGGGCCGUUAUGUUGGAUUGGCUCGUUCGACCGGAGGGGCUUCUUCUUCUUCAGCUCACUAUCCACUGGUUCAUGAGCUUAUGGAGCAGAUUAAGACCAAAGAUACGGAGAUUGAGUUCCUCAAGAAUGACAAUGCUGAAAUCCGGGUUGAGCUGCAGCAAAACCGAACGACUAUGGAGCAAAACAAUGUUCUCACCCAGACCUUGUUGCAGAAGUUUAGGAGCCGAUUCGGUGAAGACUUUUAGUUGUUUUUUUAAUUUUCAAAAACUUUUUAUUACUUUUCAUAACUUUAAUGUAUAAUAAUGUUGAAUUUAUAUAUCUAUAAUGUUUUUAAAUUCUAAAUUAUCAAUUUUUUCCUGAAAUUAAAUAAAGAAUUAUAAAAAUUGUUUUUUUUUAAUUAAAAAAGGAAAACCGACGGAUGAAGUUUUCCGUCGGAAUUUCUACAUAUUUCCGACGAAUAUGUUCCGUCGGUUUUUUUCUAAAAAUUCCGACGACACAUAUCCGUCGGUUUUUUCAGAAAAUUCCGACGAAUUCUCUUCGUCGGUAUUCUCUAUAAAUACCGACGAACAUAUUCCGUCGGAAAUUUUAGAAAAUUUCCGACGAAACAUAUCCGUCGGUUUUUUCAGAAAAUUCCGACGAAGAGAAUUCGU
Messenger RNA from Brassica napus (rape), 7772 nucleotides. RefSeq lists its product as uncharacterized. Bases 767 to 4117 code for a protein of 1116 amino acids. The record is from RefSeq and is a predicted model, not a curated record. The transcript has 5 exons. NCBI's taxonomy places the organism in Eukaryota, Viridiplantae, Streptophyta, Magnoliopsida, Brassicales, Brassicaceae.